Molecule: messenger RNA, 1694 nt
Organism: Cicer arietinum (chickpea)
Lineage: Eukaryota; Viridiplantae; Streptophyta; Magnoliopsida; Fabales; Fabaceae
Product: vacuolar protein sorting-associated protein 26B
Biological process (GO): intracellular protein transport
Source: RefSeq, a predicted model, not a curated record
UUAGUAAGAAAAGCACUCCACACAUCCGUUAAACGACAAGGCGUUUAAGCAUUGGAAAUUCAGGAGAAAGAGAAGAAGCGACAGCUACUCCUUCUUCCUCCGACGUGUUACUGAGUUGUUAGGGCUAACUGAGCUUUAGAUUCAUUUCAAAUUAUGCGUUUCAUCCAUCCAUUUUUCAUCACAUCAAACGAGGUCGCUAAACAUCUCAAUCCCUCUACUCUUUCCUUUCAUUGAUCACCAUUAUCGGCGUGAUCGCGCGUCACACGGUGAUUGCGUGUGUUCUGAGGUAGAUAGUAGAAUUAGAAGACUGAAUUGUAAACAGCAUGAAUUAUCUUCUUGGAGCUUUCAAGCCUGCAUGUAAUGUUCUGAUCACAUUUAACGAUGGAAAAAACCGUAAGCAGGUUCCAUUCAAAAAAGAAAAUGGUCAAACAGUUACAGUCCCACUUUUUCACAGUCAAGAAAACAUUGCUGGAAAGAUUACAAUAGAACCAAUGCAAGGGAAGAAGAUUGAUCACAAUGGCAUAAAAGUUGAGCUCCUUGGACAGAUAGAGAUGUAUUUUGACAGAGGGAAUUUUUACGACUUUACUUCCCUUGUAAGAGAACUAGAUGUUCCUGGAGAAAUCUAUGAAAGGAAAACAUAUCCAUUUGAAUUCUCUACUGUUGAAAUGCCAUAUGAGACAUACAAUGGGGUGAAUGUGAGGCUUAGGUAUGUCUUGAAAGUGACCAUUAAUCGUGGUUAUGCAGGAAGCAUAGUGGAGUACCAGGAUUUUGUGGUUCGCAACUAUUCUCCACUUCCGCAGAUUAAUAACAGCAUUAAGAUGGAGGUUGGAAUAGAAGAUUGUCUGCACAUUGAAUUUGAAUACAACAAAAGCAAGUAUCAUCUGAAAGAUGUUAUCAUUGGCAAGAUAUACUUUUUACUUGUCAGAAUCAAGAUAAAAAACAUGGAUCUUGAGAUUAGACGCCGAGAGUCAACAGGAUCAGGGACCAACACCCAUGUUGAGACGGAAACAUUGGCUAAAUUUGAGUUGAUGGAUGGUGCUCCAGUCAGAGGUGAGUCAAUCCCAAUCAGACUGUUCCUCAGCCCUUAUGAGCUGACACCGACUCAUCACAACAUUAAUAACAAAUUCAGUGUGAAGUACUUUUUGAAUCUUGUGUUGGUCGAUGAAGAGGAUAGGCGAUAUUUCAAGCAGCAGGAAAUCACAAUGUACAGGCUGCAAGAAUCUUCGUGAAAAAUUAUCAUACAGAGAAUGAGUAUUAGGUUUGUUGAUGAUAGUAAUAAAGAAGAUUCUGAUGAACAUGGAAGAGCUCUCAAGUCCGGGAAUCAGUCAGUGAAUCCUGUUUUUUCAUGGGGUAAAAUGGUUUGGCAUUCUAACAUGCUUGAAAUUCAACAUAUGCAAUGAUGUACAUUGACUGAUCUGUUAUACGAUAUUGAAGAAAGCACCUCUUAUCUGUGCUGGAUUGUUGAUAUCCAUGAGAAUGUGUUAUAUGUGGUUGAAUAUUUGUUGUGAUAUCUUUAAGACUCUGGUUUUCCUGUUAUCUACAUUGCACUACCUCAUGAAACAAUGAUGUCCGUUUUUCAAUUAUUUUGUACAAACAGAAUCUGUUGUUGGAUACCAAUUUGUUUUGUUUGUUUCUGCAUUGACACAUUUUUCUUUUCUUCUUUUUGAUAUUGGAUUUGUGUAAUGAAGAUUAAA